AUGCGGAUCCACUCUGUCUUUCACAAGAAACUCCUAGAACCAGCACCUCUAGAUGCCGAGCUAGCAACGGACAUAGAGCUCGAAGACGACGAGUACGAGGUCGAGGAAAUCAAGGACCUACGGAAAAUCAGUAAUCAGCCGAUGGUUCGGAUAGCGGUGGUUCGACAACAGGAAGGCCCGUACCAGGGGCAGAGUUCCCCUCAGCCUGCUCUUUCGCCCGAUCCUAAAGAUUCAAGAUGGCAAGAUCCCGAUCAGCAAACUCUUGCUCUCGUGCCUUGGUCUCUAGAAGCUCGCGACGAAGACGAGAAGUUUCUGCAGCCGCACGAGAGGCCUUAG
Bipolaris sorokiniana ND90Pr is the source of this 336-nucleotide messenger RNA. RefSeq lists its product as uncharacterized. Bases 1 to 336 code for a protein of 111 amino acids. NCBI's taxonomy places the organism in Eukaryota, Fungi, Ascomycota, Dothideomycetes, Pleosporales, Pleosporaceae. The record is from RefSeq and is a predicted model, not a curated record. The transcript is spliced from 2 exons.